Molecule: messenger RNA, 716 nt
Organism: Aphidius gifuensis
Lineage: Eukaryota; Metazoa; Arthropoda; Insecta; Hymenoptera; Braconidae
Gene: snsl
Exons: 4
Coding region: 19-528 (169 amino acids)
Source: RefSeq, a predicted model, not a curated record
UUUUUGUGUGUGAACAUAAUGAAGAUUUUUAACUUGCUAUUUAUAUUUGGAUUUAUUUUAAAUAACUAUAUAAAUUGUUUAAUUAUUCCUGAGGAAGUACCGACAAUAUUAUCACUUAUUUAUUCAAAUAUACCACCGAUAAAAAAAGGAACGGAUUCGAGAGUUGGUGUUGGAUUUAGACUUGGUGAACAUGCUGAUUUUCAAGUUAUGCUUGAACUUGGUCCACAAAAAGAAACUGAAAAAUUUGGUAAUACAGAUAGUAAUAAAAGAAGAAGACAAAUAAUGCUUGAUUCAGCAAUGAAAGGUGAACUUGGUACUCUGGCUAAAAAUAUUGCAAAAUAUAAUAUUUAUAAAAUGAAACAAACACAGGUUAAAAGUCAAGAUAAACAUCAUCAAAUUAACGAUGAAAAAGACACAUCAAAUAAUUGGCUGAUAAAAUGGAGCAAAGAAAUGUCGAGCAAAAAUGAUGAUCAAAUUUCGGAAACUCCCGAGAUUCAAAAAAUUCGUAUGGCCUCAAAACCUGAAUAAAAAAAAAAAUUUUUAUCAUUAAUUAAACGGGUCAAGUGCAAUAAAUAAUUGGGUGUAAUUUUUUUUUUUUUUUUUCGCUUUUUAAUUGCUGGUUGUCGAGCUGGAUCUCCAAUUGAUAUAUUCAGUAUCUAUAUGUCGUGUUAAAAUUAAUUUAUAAUAUAUGCAACACUGCCAUAAUAAAUAAUUAU